Molecule: messenger RNA, 1023 nt
Organism: Trypanosoma theileri
Lineage: Eukaryota; Euglenozoa; Kinetoplastea; Trypanosomatida; Trypanosomatidae
Exons: 1
Coding region: 1-1023 (340 amino acids)
Source: RefSeq, a predicted model, not a curated record
AUGGUACCUGGUGUUGGUGUUUCCCGUUUAGCGGCACGUCAGUUGUUAUUGCGUGCGCAGAACGAAAAAGAAAAGUUCGUUAAUGUUAAUAAUAAUAAUAAUAAUAAUAAUAAUAAUAAUAAUAGUAAUGGUGAUAAUAAUAAGAGUAAUGAUAGUGUUGAUGAAGGAAUGGGUGAUGUUAAUGGCGAAGGAGAGAAGAAAGACAUCACUGAGGAGUAUGCACUCACAACAGAAAGAAAAACAUCAUCAUCAUCAUCAUCUGUUACUACUACAAUGGCAGAUGUAGAGGAAUUACACGAGAGUAAAUUAAAUGAGAGAUCCAUCCUCUCUGUUCAUCCACAUGUAAUCACACUCUUAUCUAAAGAUACAUGUGAGGAAAAUACGAGUAAAGUUGAAAGGACAGAUAAGACUUCACUGUUGGCCCUACAAAACUCCUCACUUUCUAACAGUAAUGCCAGUUGUACAAUGAACUCUCCACUCCAUUCUUCUAGUCAUUCCUCUACAUCCUCCAUUGAGCAGAGAAUUCAGUUAAAUCUACAAGAGAAGAUAUCAUUAUCAUCAUCAUCUUUUUCUUCUUCUUCUCAUUCGAUUCCAUUUCACGCUAACAAAUUGCAACAGAAACCCACUUUUUUUUCAGUUUCCGUUUUUAAUGGAAAUCACUCCACACCAUCUUUACUGGGCUCUACAGCAGUCCGUGAAGAAGAAGAAAAAGAAGAGGAAGAAGAAGUGUUGGGGAAUGAUAAAAGAGAUAGGAGGAAGUAUUCCUAUACUAUUGGGGUAACUUCAACUUUUGGACUUGAGAAAGUUCCUUGGAAAGGAGGAAUGACAAUAUUAGAUAUACACAAGAAAGAAAAUUCUUCUUGUAAAGUAUGGUGUAAAGAAGGAAUAUUCCCUGCAAAGACACUUCUUGGUGAAUGUCUUUCUACUUCUUUAUCCUCUGAAUAUGUACGACCUGGGGUAUUGUCGCCUAAUACAUUAUUUUUAAAUAGUUCCUACUCAAAAGGAAUGAAAAGAGUAAAUUAA